Molecule: messenger RNA, 1599 nt
Organism: Nerophis lumbriciformis (worm pipefish)
Lineage: Eukaryota; Metazoa; Chordata; Actinopteri; Syngnathiformes; Syngnathidae
Source: RefSeq, a predicted model, not a curated record
AUGGCGUUGCACAACCCAUUACUAAACCUAAAACCAAAAUGGCCACUUUUUGAAUACCAGACUAAGCUUUCAGCUAUUAUUUGCUCGCUAGCUGGGUUACAGGGACAGACAACAGUUGCAUUGACCCUCCUAUUCUUACUUUUUGCUGGUCUUGGUACAUCUGGUCCACUAGAGCCAGCGCGCCAGCCUCUGCUAUCUGGAAAACCUUUUAUCAUUUUCUGGGGCAUCUCUGACUCUUCCUGUUCUGUGAGGCCAGAUCUUGAAUCUUUUGGAAUGGAACGUGAGGGCCGUGUAGCAGUUUUUUAUGAGGACAUGCUGGGAAGCUAUCCGUAUUUUAUGGACAAAGACACAAGGGUCAAUGGGGGUCUACCUCAGCACACACGGCUUGAUAGCCAUCUUCAGAAAACACAGAUUGAUUUAAAUGCAGCUGUGCCCACACCCAGGUACCUCGGAUUAGGCAUACUGCGUUGGGCUGAGUGGUUCCCACAGUGGUUGAGAAAUAGAGAGAAGAAGGCCGUGUAUCAGGAGGCAUCAAGGAACUUGCUGAAGGCAUUCUUCCCUGAAUGGACUCCAGAGGAGGUGGAAAAGUGGUCACAGGUGGACUUUGAAGCAGCAGCCCAGUCAGUAAUGAUGGAAACCCUGCGGGAGAUCAAACAGCUGCGUCCUAAAGCAUUAUGGGGCAUAUCCCCAUACCCAAGCUGCUUCUAUGGUGAUUCUGACCAACCUGAGAUAGCAAAUGACAGUGGCCAGUGCCCCCCUGCUGAAAUGGCCCUUAAUGAUGAGCUUUUGUGGCUGUGGAAGCAAUGCUCUGCCCUCUACCCUCUGCUCACGCUGGAGAAGCUACAGGGCGGAACUUCUGCAGGAAAGCUUUAUUUAUCCAGUCAAAUCCAGGAAGCACUGCGAGUGUCCUCUUUGACCGGACUGGCCUUCGAUCUGCCUGUGUUCCCACUGGUCAACAGUGUAUAUGCCUCCACGAACACUUUUCUGUCUCAGGCAGACCUGGUCAGCAGUAUUGGUGAGAGCGCUGCCAUGGGAACUGCCGGAGUGAUCAUCUGGCAAAGAAGUGAGACUAAGACAGAGAGAGAAUGUCAGGACCUGGCAGAAUUCAUCCGCAAGGUCUUGGGACCUUACUCCAUUAACAUAACCACAGCAACCAGACUCUGCUCAACCGCACUUUGUGAGGGUAAAGGCAGAUGUGUCCGUCAGAAUCCAAACAGCUCCACCUUCCUCCACCUUCCACCUACACCUGAAGUGAUGAAGGGCGAAGCCAACAAAGCUACAGAUGAGCCCGAACCAGAUGCAAAGGCAACUGUCCCUGAUCCAGCUGAAAUAUGGAAAAAAGACUUUCAGUGUCAGUGGUACAAGACUACAAAUCAGGAUGUCUCAGAUCAGCAGUCCGACAAAGAUGGAGAAUCUAUCAGUAGGACAUAUGGGCAACUUUCUGGGGAUUUAGGAGGGAUUUCAGCAACCUUUACAACUAAUUCCAUCUCAAAAUUCGCCUCUACAGAUAAACAGAAUGGAAGCGCUCCAGCACCUAUGGCUUUGAACUUUUGUACCAUUUUACUGUCGUUUGUGUCAACUAGUCUUUUUGUAAAUUGA